UACAGGUACAUAAUAUAAUAUUGUUUUUAAGUACGGUUUUUUUUUUAUUCCUUCUCCCAAAUCACACAAGUCGUUCCCCCAAUAAUGUCAAUUAACCAAUGUCGUUACUCUGAUUAAGUUUUUUUUUUCUGUUAAUUUGUAAAUUUUUUUUCACUUGUAGUGUUCGCCGUAGUCUAUUAUAGUUUCGGCUUACGAUUGCUCCAGAGUUGUGUAGUCUCGUCUUCGUGAUCUUUGAAAUAUUAAGACGAUUAUAGUCAAAAUGUUUCAAUAGUGUUUGUGUUUUGAAUUACUUCAUUGUACUGCCGGCAAUGGAUAGUUUUACGAAAAACGUAUAUUAUAGCUGAUUAAAAUGGCAUCUAGAGAUAAACAAUCACAAUAUGUCGAUGGUCGACGUACCUGUCCCCGGUACAGUGGACCAGCUUCCAGCAAUGGUGACUAUGCUUAUGCAUAUUAUGAGCAUGGUCCUCAUGGGUCUAAACCACAUGCGUGUUCAAAACAUAGUUAUAUCAACCGAUAUGGACGUGAAGAGAACAUAUAUGAAGAGAUUGGAACAUCCAAACUUGAUGAGGAAGUUAGAUAUGUCCAUUCGAAACAUUUACAGGUUUUGGAUGAAUUAAAUUUAUCAAUGGAAGCAAUGAUAAUGCCUGAUAAUGGUGCAUGUUUAAACAAUAAUGGUUCAUCUGGCCUCAAUUUAGGAACUUCAAGAGAUGGUUCACCUGUGAAUUUGAGUGUAGAUAGUGGGGUUGCUUGUGAUGCUAGCAGUUGUGGCACAAAUAGCUUAAGCCGGCCUCGUAAAUCUCAUUUUAGCACAAAAAGGUUUUGGAAUAAAAUGCCUACAUUAAUUUCACCCAGUCCAAGUAAAACAUCACUUCCAGAUGAGUCAGUGCGAUGGCGACAAAAUUCAUGGGAUGAAGUAACACAGUCAACCACUAUUAAUGAGCGCCACACUCCUUCACAAAAAAGUUCAAGUUCUGACAGAGAUCCAGAACUUUCAUCUGAAGAAGAAAGUAACAAGAGUUAUGAAACGAGAAACAAUGUUUCCAAAACAUUGAGAUGGACAAAGAACCCACCAUCUCCAGAUCCACCUUCUAGUCCAGGCUUAUUAUCGAGAUGGUUUUCAUUAAGAAGAUGCUCACAAUAUGAUCUAGAUGUUCGGCCAAAUAGCAAAAUGCCUUUAUUACCAGAGGUUGAAGAAGACUGUUUUUCUAGGCGACUUAUUCCACCAAGUCUUCCACCAGCACCUCCUGAUAUUUCUGAACAAGAACUAAGACGUAGAUAUAUUGUUGAUGAUAUAGUGAGAAGUGAAAAUUCGUACUUAGCUACUCUUCAUAGACUUGUGAAUGAUUACAAAAAGCCUCUAGAACAAAGUAUGCCAUCAAUUUUAAGUCAAUCAAAGAUUUCAAUACUAUUUCAUCGAGUUCCAGAGAUACUUCAGUGCCAUACACUAUUUAGAAUAGCGUUAGCUGAAGCUGUUGCAAAUUGGGAUCGUGAUCAUAGAAUUGGUGAUGUUUUUGUCGGAUCUUUUAGUAAAGCAAUUGUAUUGGAUAUAUAUAGUGGGUUUAUUAAUAAUUUUUUAACUGCAAUGGAAUUGGCAAAAACUGAAACCAAAAGAAAAGCAUCUCUUGCAGAAUUUUUUAAAAAUCGACAAGAGGCAUCCCAUGACCGUCUUUCAUUUUAUAGCUUAAUGGUUAAACCUGUCCAACGAUUUCCACAGUUCAUUCUUUUCCUCCAGGAUUUAUUACAUAAUACAGGUUAUGGUCAUCCCGAUAGAAUGUCUUUACAGUUAGCAUUAACUCAAUUGGAAUCAUUAGCAGAAAUGCUCAAUGAGAGGAAACGUGAGAGUGAGCAAGCUCAAGCGUUCAAAGAAAUGUUAAAAUCUGUGUCUAGUAAGUUAGCAGUUCGUCCAAUAGCAGACAGCAAUAGAUGUCUUCUAAGACAAGAUGACGUUACUCAAAUAGAAAUUAAUCACGGAGAGGUCAUUGGAAAAUGUAAACCUCGACGUUUGUUAUUACUAAAUGAUUUGCUUGUAUGUGUCUCCGUCAAUAACAAAGACGAUUCCAAUAGCACAUCACAAAAAAGAUUAACGUUCAAAUGGAGUUUUCCAAUUGCUGAAAUUCAAGUGAUUGACACAUUGUCAUUACCUAGUGUUUCACGCACAAUCGCUGGUAGUGCAGCAUCACAUAAUAGUAUCACAACAGACAAUUUAUGUAAUGAAAUGAACCAUUUAAUGCAUGAUUAUCAAGUUAUUAGUCGUAUUGUGGAAUUAGCGUCAACAUUAAAAGGCACAUAUUUGGAUCUUGCUCCAGAUCAUUUAAAAGGAGUCUUAAAUGCAAUACAGUGUGAAGUGCAAUACAAAGGCGAUCAGGUAGCAUGGAUGGAUUCCUGUUGUCUCCAGUUAUUUAUAAACCGUCAAGGAUACACUUUUCAAAUGGAAAAUCCUGAUUUACGUAAAGGGUGGAUCACUGAAUUAAGGCUUGCACGCUUGGCUCUCGAUCCAAAUAAUUCUCCAGCUUGGGAAGUUCCUGAUCAGGAGUUGAUGCGCCCAAUGACAAAAAUGCCUUUAUUCGUAGGUGCUCAUCCCAUAACUUCGUCUAGCAAACAAGCAGAGGUGACUUGUGGAUGUUUUUAUUCUUCUGGCUGUGGUAAAUUUUCUUAUUUGUGGGUGUGCACUACAAAUAUUCCGAUGAAUACGCAUAUAGCCAUAAUGUCUGUUAAUAAUACUUGCAUUCUAAAACAAAUUACAACAUUAGACUUGCCACAAACCAUUGUAACCGCUAUAGAGUAUGUUAGAGCAUCUGAUACAGUUUGGAUGGGUACAAAUCAUAAAAGUAUUUUGAUUUUUAAUACUGCUGACAUGUCAGAAGAAGCAAGUAUUUCAUUACCGGGUGAAGACGAGAGUCUCAGAGUCACAGCAAUCAAACACCAUUGUGAUACUGUAUUUGUAGCUUUAUCAAAUGGCUCAUUACUUCUUUAUAGAAGAGGUAACCAGUCCAAAGAACCUGAGAUUGUAGUUUUGGGUCCUGAUGCACCUAUAACAUGUAUAUUACCUAUUAAUUUAUCAUUAUACGUGGCAUGUGGAAAACAAGUGUUUGUUAUGAGUGCCAUCACUGGAGAACUUCAAAAAAAUUUUACCAUUCAUCACGGAAAAAAUGUCAAUCUUUUGGCUCAUUCUGGUGUUGGACUUUGGCUUUCGUUAAUGAAUUCAACAACUGUUUGUUUGUACCACACUGAAACAUUUAAACAUUUACAGGACAUUAAUAUUGCAUCAAAUGUUAUAAGAUUAAAAGGCACUGCUACACCAGUUAAUGUUACUGCACUUAUGGCCUGUAAAGGUCUCCUGUGGGUUGGAACUGAUGCUGGUAUUAGCUUAACAGUUCCAUUGCCUCGUUUAGAAGGUGUACCUAUAAUCAGUGGCAAAGUAAAUGUUUCUUAUCAUGGGCAUACCGGUCCGAUAUCUAUUUUGGUGCCAUUACAAGAUCCACCUACUGUUCUGAAACGCCCACCUUCAAAAACAUUAGCUAGUGAUAUUUAUGAUCUGUACGGUCGGUUAAUGUGUGUCAAAGACUACGAUAAAAAUGAAGACGCUUUAAAUUCAAGUCGAUGGUCUUUGCGAUCAACUGAUGAAUCAUCAGCAGUACAACAUGCCAGAUCGUCAGAUGUGUCAAAAAAAGAUUUCACUUUAGUGACAGUGUCUUGUGGACGUGGUUAUGUCAAUUAUCAGCAACCGUGUUGUUCAACCAUUGAAAAUAAUGCCUACAUAAUACUUUGGGAAAUUAAGUUAUAAAUCUAAGUAGGUAAUGGUAAUUUAAUUUUAAUAGUUAUUGAGUUGUAGGUAACUCGUUAUCUUUAACCUACAGGGUGUUUCUGAAAUUGAUAAUGUAAUAAUUUAGAACAUAUUUGUAUUGUGAAAACAAUUAAAAACUAAUUAAAUUUAUCUACAGAAUCAUAUACUUAAAAAUUAACAUUAAAUAAAUUAAUAAUUAUUAUUAUUACUCAUUGAGAGUUGUAUUAAGUUAGAAAAUAACUCUUUUAUAUUAACACUAACCUUUAAAUUUAAAAAAAAAUGCAAAUUUUAUUAUUUACUUUUAUGCUUUCUAAAUACAUAUUAUAAUAUACUAACACAUUUCAUGAAACACCUUUAUAAAGCCAAAUGACCAUUUUAUCUUGCCAAAUCAAAACAUUCUUCUUCCUUAGAGCUGUAUACUGUAGCUGUAAAUAGUAUUAAUUAUAGUAUUAAAUUAAAUAAUAAUAUUUAAAUGAAAACAUUGCUGUGAAAAGAGUGAUCUUUUGUAUUUUAUAAAUUACCUGAGUAAUUAUUAACCUUUUCUCAAUUUCUCAUUUUGUUGUUUUAUCUUAUUUUAUCUUAUAAUAUAAACUCUAUUAUUAACUAUAUUAAAAAAAUUAAUUUGUGAUAGUUAUCUUAUGUCUAUUCUGAAAUUUAAUAUAAACAGACAAUUAGUGCAUCAUGUUCCUUUCACCUUUUAUUAAAAUUAAAAUAAUUGCAUUUUAACACUUAAUAAUAUUUUCCAGAACAUUUUUUUUCAUAGAUAUUUUUCUUUAUAAUCAGUCCAUUAGUACUAUUAAUUAUUAUUUUAGCUCAAUUGGGACUUAAACAUGUUUAGCCGCUCAAUAAUUAUUUUCAACUCCAUAAUUAUUACUUCUAUUAUUUUUAACUUUCUAAGUAUGACUUUAAUAGCUCUAAUACCUUGAAGCUGUUUAUUAUAUAUAGUUAAUACUUCAUAUAUAAUUAUAAGUAUUUAAAAUAGUAUUUACUUAUAUUAGUGUAUUUGUAUACAAUUAAUAACAUAAUAUUAUAUGUGCUGCGGAAUGAUUAAAAAUGAUUGUUUUUAAACUUUUUAAUAUAAUAUAUGUUGCAAUAACAAGAAAACAAUAAAAAUCUAUAGGUAAUUUGAAUAGAAUAUAAUUAUUUGCACGGCAAUCCAUUGUUGUUAGAUUAUGUACAGAUUAUCCACAAGUUCCAGUAUUACACUGCUACCCAAACACAUUUUUCCCAAUUUAAAUACUUGAAAUUAGUAUUACUAACCAGUUUUGUAAACUUUUACUUUUACUUUUUUUUCACUCAUAGUGUGUCCCUUGUUGAAAAUAUUCAAUGGUUCAACAAUAUUUGUCAGUAUUUCAUGUCACCAAAAAUGGCAAACAUUCAUUAUAAUUUAUAACUCAUAUAUAAUAUAUAUUUAGUAUUUGACUGCUCACUACUCUAAUGAUUGAAUCUCUUUAUACUAUAUUUAUAUAAGUUUAUAUUCUAAAUACACUGUAUAAUAUUUUCGAAUUUCUUAGAGUGUUUUAAAUCAAUAUCAUUUAUAUGAGCCAUUUUAUCACCAUCGGAUGACUAGUAUUAUUAGUUAAAAUAUAAUAUUUUUCCGGUGUCCAUUUUAAUACAACCUGUUUGUCCCUCAUUACUACUUGUACCUUCAAUUACUUUAAGCCCUUGAAGACACAAAUACUAAUAUGUAGUGUAUAAGUGUUAACCCAUAUUUAAUACUGUGAUAUACUUAUUACAAUUCACCUAAAUGCUUUUAAAUCAUUAUUAUAUUAUUUACAUUGUAAUAUUAUCAUAGGUAUUAACUUAGAGAUUUGUAUUAUUUAUUAUUAUACCUAUUAUAUAAGGCAAUGACAAACUGUAUUUUACGGUAUUAAUAUUACACCCAAUACACAUUUGUCACUUACUAUUAGUGCAUAAUAAUAAUAUUACAUAUAAAGGUAUAUAUAUAUAAUAUAUAUAUAUAUAUAUCAACAAUUUGUGUUUCUUCCUAGAUACUGCGCCAAACGUUUAGUUUUAUUUAAGUAAUAAAUUAAUAACAAAACACACACAAACAUGUAUAUGAUAUGUAUAUAUUAUAUAUAUUAACAUGAUACAUUUAGUCAAUUAAGUACAAAAUAAGGAACAGAUA
Molecule: messenger RNA, 5912 nt
Organism: Metopolophium dirhodum (rose-grain aphid)
Lineage: Eukaryota; Metazoa; Arthropoda; Insecta; Hemiptera; Aphididae
Product: rho guanine nucleotide exchange factor 10
Exons: 17
Coding region: 350-3784 (1144 amino acids)
Biological process (GO): positive regulation of stress fiber assembly; actin cytoskeleton organization
Molecular function (GO): guanyl-nucleotide exchange factor activity; protein binding
Source: RefSeq, a predicted model, not a curated record